Molecule: messenger RNA, 732 nt
Organism: Anisakis simplex (herring worm)
Lineage: Eukaryota; Metazoa; Nematoda; Chromadorea; Rhabditida; Anisakidae
Source: the annotation of a GenBank genome assembly
AUGUCUGGGAAAGAGGUUGAACAGCUGAUAAGAGAGAAUGUGGUCUGGAGUAAACUACCCAACGAGGUGCGUAUUGUUUUGGGCAAUUCACAAAGAGAAUACGACAAACUUGUAUUGGAGUAUUCAAUUAAGAACCAGCUGAGGUACAAAGGAAAUAUCGUGCGACAUGUGAAGAGGAAUGAAGAGAUGUACUACGAUAUCGUGCUGAAGUACAGCGAAACACACCUGAUGUUGUAUCCGUACCAUCUGUCCGAUAUUGUCGUUCGUGAGCUGCGAGUGACACCGUUCAACUAUUACAUUAACAUUAUCAGUGGUUUGAUGAAUGCCGAGAAGAGCUAUGAUUCGUUGCCGAAUUUCGCAGCAGCUGAUGCUGUACGUCUGUUGGGCAUCGGUCGGAAUCAGUACAUCGAGCUGAUGAACCAAACACGAUCCAAUCGCAAGUUGUUCCGAAGAAGUCGAUCGAUAAGAGACUUAUUGCCAGCCGCACCCAUCGAUAUCCAUAUUGAACCGUGGUGGUUGGUCUGUCCUGGAAGUAUUCUCGAGUCUGACGUUAAGUUGUUGUCGAAAAACGAAAAAGACGUAGUGGAUUUACUGCUCGAUGAAGGGGCGCAGUUAGUUGGUAUCCUUGAUUCGUCUGUCGUCAAGAAUCUUUACAAUCGAGGUUUAACCUAUUUUGAUGUACCCGUUCACGAUGACGACUUUAUUUUUGGUAUGUCUCUUAAUGAUAUAACA